UUUGCUAGGUGGAGUACGUUUGAUGAAGGGAGGGAAACAUUGGACACAGCCACCAUGAAUAUCUGACAACUCCCCUGAGCCGACUUCCGAUGAACACGCAUUGUUAUCACCUUCCAACAGUUAUAUACCUGCUUGCUGCUCUUUUCGUUAUUUGACAACUGUGGAACAAGUCACCCACGCGCCAGUGUCAGAAGUUGCCACGCUAACCAACGCUAGCUCCUGCUCUUUUUUCCCACUCUUUUUCCACGUCGCUAUGUUUUCUCUGUUGGACUUGAAACUCCCUGCACAAAGAGCCGUCAUUUUAUUGUAACGGAUUGUUUGUUUGUUUUUUUGUUUGUUUUUUUUAGCUUCAAAGUAAGCGUAAUUUUGACCGUUUUCCCCCGUUCCUAAAAACGAAGCUAUCACCCUGUCACAGAAAUGGGACUACACCCGCUCGAGUUUAGUGAAUGCUAUCUGGACAGCCCCGGCUUCAGGGAGAAAAUAAAGGCACACGAAGCGGAGCUGGACAAAACUAACAGAUUCAUCAAAGAGCUGUACAAAGAUGGGAAGAACCUCAUCAAUGCAACGAAGCAGCUUGUGAUGGCACAGCGAAAGUUUGCCCACUGCCUGGGAGAGUUUCAGUUUGAGUACGUCGGCGAUGCGAAGACCGAUGAUGAGAAAUGUAUCGAUGAAUCUUUGCAAGAGUUCUCCUCAUUCCUCAAGAACCUCGAAGAACAAAGAGAGCUGAUGAUGAGAAACAUCACAGAAACCUUAAUGAAACCCCUGGAGAAGUUCAGGAAAGAGCAUCUUGGUACAGUCAGGGCGGAAAGAAAGAAGUAUGAGAAAGAAACCGAGAAGUACUACAGCUCUCUGGAGAAGCUUCUGAAUAUGUCGGCAAAGAAGAAAGACACGCAGCUACAAGAGGCAGACAGCCUGGUGGAAACCGUGAAGCUGCGCUUUCAGGAGGAGUCACUGGAAUACGUGUGCAAACUGCAGGAGAUCCAGGAGAGAAAGAAGUUCGAGUGUGUGGAGCCGAUGCUGGCCUUCUUUCAGACCAUCUUCACCUUUUAUCACCAGGGCUUCGAGCUCGCCAACGACUUUAACCAUUAUAAAAAAGCCCUGCAGAUCAAUAUUCAGAAUACAAGGAGUCGAUUUGAGGGCGCCCGGUCAGAGGUGUACGAGCUAAUGAAGAGGAUCAGGGAGACACCUCAAGAAUACAGACAGACCAGUCCUAUCAGUUGUGAAGGUUACCUCUAUGUACAAGAAAAACGGCCCCCUCCCUUUGGUUCCAGUUGGGUCAAGCGCUACAGCACAUUCGUCAAGGAACAGAAGAUUCUGCACAUGGUGACCUUCGACCACAGAUCUGGUGGCAAGAUUGGGGAGACCGAGUCCGUCACGCUCAAGUCCUGUCUCUGCAAGUCGACAGACAUGUUUGACAGGAGGUUCUGCUUAGAACUCGACAUAACCGAUCGGCCAGGCACAGUGUUGACAGUCCAGGCUCUCUCCGAGGAUGACCACAAGUUCUGGAUGCAGGCCAUGGGCGGGAAGGAAUCUACUGGACACUGUCUUGGGAUGACUUAUUCCAAAGAAAGAGGAAUUGAUGCCCAGCUGGAUGAUGUAGGUUUGAGUUUGAUGAAGAACUCCAUCAGCGCCAUCGAGACGAGAGGUAUUAAUGACCAAGGCCUGUACAGAGUGGUUGGGGUAAGCUCCAAGGUCCAGAAGCUCCUCUCAUUAAUGAUUGUUGAGAAGAGCGACGAAGUGGAUCUGUCCACCAGCGAGGACUGGGACGUAAAGACGGUAACGAGUACACUGAAGCUGUAUCUGAGGAGCCUUCCUGAGCCGUUGAUGACCUAUGGACUUUACAAAGAGUUUAUUAGCCUUGCAAAGGGCGGUAGUCCAGAGUCUCGCAUCCAGGCCGUUCACCGCCUGGUCCACAAACUACCGGAGAAGAAUCGGCAAGUCCUCGGGCUGCUCAUGAAGCAUCUGGCCAAUGUGGCGGCUCACAGUAAACAGAACCUGAUGACCGUGGCCAACCUGGGCGUGGUGUUCGGCCCCACAUUAAUGAGGCCACAGGAGGACACCGUCGCUGCCAUCAUGGAUCUUAAGUUCCAGAACAUUGUGGUGGAGAUCCUCAUUGAACAGAAUGAAAAGAUCUUUGCAGAUGCUCCAGAGUCCUGCCCUCUUUCACCUGCUGCCCCAGUAUUCUCUGCUCCCACAAGGCAGUCCAAGAAAUCGCUGAAUCGACAGAAUCGGCCUCUGGCUGUCUACAAUCCACAAGCCCUAGACAUUCAGAAUGUGUCAGCAGUGGGAGAUGGUUCCAGUCUAGCUGCAGAUGAGACAUCAAUGGGCAGCAAUGAGUCCGUAUCGUCCCAGUCAUCGUCGGCCUCGGCCUCGGAGAUGCCUGCAGAGAAGAGUGACCACGUCCCACUGAGCACCAGCCUCAGCUCAGGCAGCAACUCCAGGGCCCCCAUAGCAGGAGCCUCCUGCUCCACGACUGGAGACCCAGGAGAGAGCCAACCUGCUUCAGGCACAGCUGCCUCUGACGAGGAAAAGCCAGAGGAGAGUGUCACCAGCAGGAAAGCCAAGGCAGUGUACCCAUGUGAGGCUGAGCACGACUCUGAGCUCUCCUUCCAGGUCGGCGCAAUAUUCAACGCCGUGACCCAGUCGAGAGAACCGGGCUGGCUAGAGGGCGAGCUGGAGGGAAAGAGGGGCCUCAUCCCUGAAAACUAUGUGGAGAUGCUGUAGCGCCGAAUGGGAAUAUUUAUGGACACGUUAUCUAUCACCUUCCACCGGGGGAGAAACUAUGCGGAGAUGCCGUGUGCCUCGACGCUGACGUUCACCAAAGAGCCUUGUUUAUCCCAAUCCCUGAAUCCUCUCGAGCAAGUGACAUUAUGUUAUUACUGGUGGUCCAUUCGAGUACGUACAUGCAUUGUUGGCGGGCAAAGUAGACUUUUGCGAAGCAUGUUUUCUUUGUUUGAAUUUACUUCGAGUAUCCAGCAUUGUAAUUACAAAAUGGGUUUGCACUCAGAAUAUUCGGCUGCACACAAAGAUGCAUCACGGUAGCUUUGUAGCAGCAGCCUCGAGGCCUCGCGCUCCCUCCCUCGGUUAUCCAUGGUAUCCAUGAGCUCCCAAGUCGACCAGCGAUCCUCAGAAACUGCAAGGAAGAAUGUCAGUACUCGAUUCCCUGUAACCUAUUUUUUUUUCGUGAAGUAGUUUUUUUUGCACCGAGUCCAGCAGCGUUCGACCCUCUCGACAAUGAUGCACAGUUUUGUUUUCAGCUUUUAAGAGAUUAGAGAGACUUUACUUUAACAAUCAGAUCACCCAGCGUAAAUGUAUGUACGGGUAUGUGUAUGUAAAUGAGUUGUGGUGUUACCGCUUUCACUUUGAAAAUGUUUCAUUUUUUUCCCCGUCAUUUAAGGAAUAUUUGGAUAUUCAGAAUGAGGCACAUCCCGAUUGUAAUUUAAUUGUAUUUAAUUGGCACGUUGAUUGCAUGACUUUUUAAUUUUAAAUUCACUGUGUACUGUCUUGUUCCUGGUGCACUCCUUCACAGAAACACAAUGAAGCGCCUCCUUGAUGACUGAUGAGCCUCUUGAGAUAAACACGCAGAGGUCCAUUUUAAUGAGGUAGUAAUGAUCGAAACCACGUUGGGCAGGUUUUCGGUGUCAAAUGAUCUGUUUUUGUUCUCUAAGCUUAUUUCUAACGUCGCUCGGUUUCCCCUGAGCAGAGAAAUGAGACACUCCCACAAAACUGACAUUUUAGCAUUGUUUUUAUCUUCAAUAUCGAGAGAGUAAGUGAUUAGAAAUCAAAGUUUUUUUUUAUCAAUAGGACCACAAAAUGCAGUAUUUUAAAGUUUUACAUUUGUGCAGUUUGUAUAACGUUUUAAAUAUUGAGAGCGUUAUGAAUGCCAAGUAUGUUUUAUAAUUCUCCGUUAUGUGAUGGACAGGUUCUAAUGUGGAUUGGUUUUAGCAUGUGUUCAUGUCUCAUUACAAUUCAUCAGUCAGCUGUUCAGCGGGACACUUUAAUAUUUCUGAGAGCUUUGGUUCAGCAGCAGAUUUAUGACUUUUUUAAAGGGCCUUGACUUCUUUCACUUUUAUACCUUUGGGUAUCUUCUUGAUCAAUGUUAAACAAAUAAAGAAUUGUUUUGUUCUUUA
This is a messenger RNA of Pseudoliparis swirei, 4130 nucleotides long. It is a transcript of the gene arhgap10, whose product is annotated as Rho GTPase activating protein 10. Gene Ontology annotation, biological process: signal transduction. NCBI's taxonomy places the organism in Eukaryota, Metazoa, Chordata, Actinopteri, Perciformes, Liparidae. The record is from RefSeq and is a predicted model, not a curated record. The transcript is spliced from 23 exons. The coding region runs from base 418 to 2724 and encodes 768 amino acids. Gene Ontology annotation, cellular component: cytoplasm. Gene Ontology annotation, molecular function: protein binding; GTPase activator activity.